UACCCUUGAAAUUUCUCAUUUAUACCCUUGAAAUUUCUCAUUUAUACCGUUGAAGUUGACUUGUUAGUCAUUUAAUGUCGUUAACUUUACUUGUUACUCCUUCCAUGGGGAAUUCAAUCCUGUAAAUUGAAUAUUUUAAAUCAUUUUACUAUGAUAUUUAUUUCUACUAUUUUAUCAUGGUUCUGGGAGUCUCUGGUUGUAAAGUAUCAGAUUUUAGCUAAACUGUGUAACUCAGAUGACAUCAGAUUCUCCUGGCACUUUAGAUGAUAAAUUGGAGAAAACAGUACAAGUUUCGAACCUUCCAGCCAUUUUUGAUGAAUCUGACAUACAAAUACUAUUUGCCAACGUUGGUAAAAUUGUCAACUGUGUGUUAACCAAAUCACCCAGAGGAUCCGCAAACUCCUCAGUAAUAGAAUUCACUACUCUUGAUGAAGCUCGUGUUGCUGUUAGUUUAAGUGGAGUCUCAGUUCGACAUCACAUUUUAACGAUUGAGUAUUCUAAACACACAAUUUCAAAGCGUAAAUCGCCUGAAUCUCAAUCUUACUCAGAUGACAUUAAAGGGAAAAUAGCCAAAGUUCUUGAAAUCAGAGACAUGAUAAACAAAAAACUGGCCACAAAGUCGUCCAUUUCUACUGAUAAAUCCUCAGAACCUUCCUCUUCUGAAUCCCUUAAACCCAAAAUUAAGCCUGAGAAGUUUUCUAAUCGUAAAAUCACUAGAUUUGACUGUAAAUCACCAAACUCAGUAAGAACCCUCAAAGACGCCUGAGAUUACUCCAAACAAUAUUCUAAUGUACAAAUUGUUAGUGUAAUCUACUACGACACAUAUAA
Messenger RNA from Theileria parva strain Muguga, 828 nucleotides. RefSeq names its product RNA recognition motif family protein. Bases 236 to 766 code for a protein of 176 amino acids. Gene Ontology annotation, molecular function: RNA binding. NCBI's taxonomy places the organism in Eukaryota, Apicomplexa, Aconoidasida, Piroplasmida, Theileriidae. The record is from RefSeq and is a predicted model, not a curated record. The transcript is spliced from 3 exons.